Psilocybe cubensis is the source of this 366-nucleotide messenger RNA. RefSeq lists its product as uncharacterized. Bases 1 to 366 code for a protein of 121 amino acids. The record is from RefSeq and is a predicted model, not a curated record. The transcript is spliced from 3 exons. Lineage: Eukaryota; Fungi; Basidiomycota; Agaricomycetes; Agaricales; Agrocybaceae.
AUGCAGUUCACCACCAAAUUCACCAGCUUCCUUGUGGCCAUCGCGUCUACGGCCGCUGUUGCACGCUCGAGCGUCAUUGCUCGUAACGACCUCGCAGCGUUGUCUGUGGUAUUUUUUGAUGACACCAAUCUGAGAGGCUCAGCAUACUCCCCCGACGGCCUCGUUCAGUCUGUCUGCAGCACACUGCCAGGCGACUGGCUUGACAGGGCAGAGAGUGUUGAGAUUGCAUCAGGAUUCACUUGCACAUUCUUCGAAUUCCAAGGAUGUGAAGGCCCUGGAACGACCCUCUCUGGAACCAUCAUGUCGCUUCCUGACCCAUCGCUUUACAACAACGUCGAAUCAUUCAGUUGCAACAAGGCAGUUUAA